Prorocentrum cordatum is the source of this 384-nucleotide messenger RNA. Lineage: Eukaryota; Dinophyceae; Prorocentrales; Prorocentraceae. The record is from the annotation of a GenBank genome assembly.
AUGCUCCCAAAGGCGCACUCAGAGUGCACCUGGACCGAAAAGGCGGACGGCGGCCUCUACCACCAGUAUUUCUACGACGUUGCUAGGCACGCGCGCACCCUCGAGGCGUGCAGGGAGUUUUGCUGCCGAGCGGCGGAGUGCAAGGCCAUCAGGUUCUCCCCCACGGCCGUGGAUGGCCCCGACCUGCAGUGCCUGCUGUACCCGCGAGGAGCCGAGGCGUGGAGCCUGGAGCAGCCCCUGUACAAGGACUACCGGGUCCACUUGAGGGGCGAUGGGGUGAUCGGCCAGCGGUCAGCAACAGGACCUGCUGGACAAGCCCUGGUGGGAGACGCGCAAUCUGGAGGCUGCCCGCGUGGGGCCGAACGGCGAGCAUCCCAGCGAUGA